Molecule: messenger RNA, 681 nt
Organism: Arachis stenosperma
Lineage: Eukaryota; Viridiplantae; Streptophyta; Magnoliopsida; Fabales; Fabaceae
Exons: 1
Coding region: 1-681 (226 amino acids)
Source: RefSeq, a predicted model, not a curated record
AUGUAUUCAAGGUUCCUCGACAUGUUUGCAUCUCUUGAUGUAAAUAUACCAUUCAUUAAGGCCCUCCAGCAAAUGCCCUCCUACAUCAAGUAUAUAAAGGAGCUACUAACCAAAAAGUGUUCAUUGAAGGGUGGACAAACAAUAAAAAUGAACAGGGAUUGCAGUGCUCUCAUUCAAACAGAGCCACCCACAAAGAAGAAGGAUCCAAGGAGUUUUCACAUUUCCUGUGCUAUAGGAGAGACAAUGAUUUAUAAGGGGCUCUGUGACCUGGGAGCGAGCAUCAACUUAAUGCCUCUAUCCCUCAUGAAAAAGCUUCAAAUCAAUGAGCUAACACCCACAGAUGUAAUCAUCAAACUGGCUGACAAAACCCAAAAGCAGGCAAUAGGAGUGGUUGAAAAUGUGUUAGUGAAGGUUGGGAAAUACUUCCUCCCCAUAGACUUUGUUAUCCUGGAAAUGAAGGAGGACCCCAUUCACCCCAUCAUUCUAGGAAGGGCAUUCUUAGCCACAGCCAGGGUGCUUAUAGAUGUGGAGCGAGGAGAGCUAGUAUUGAGAAUACAUGAUGAUCAGCUCACCUUCAAUGUUUUCAAACCCUCACAAGAAAUAGAUUAUAAUAGCAAAGAGCUGAUGGAGGAGCCAAACAAGGAAGCACAAGCACCACACAUAAGAACCCCCUAUGUUUAA